UGUUGUGAUUAUAAAGUUGAAAAUGCAUUUUCCCUUUCUCUACUCUCAUUAGUAAUUACAGUAAUUAACGACCCCCAUAUCACAAUAUAGUGUAUGUAUAUUCCAGACUUUGUUAUGUUUUCCAUAAAGUUAUGCUAAAUUGUACUGGAGCUCCUAGAUGUAACUAAUUGAACACGUGCUCUAUUAUACAAGUAUUCAACUUAAUCAUGCUCUCAUUAUCAUAUAGUUGCAGUUAUUAGACCUGGACCCUUUGUUGAAAACUUUAAGAGUAAGGACCUCAGUGAGUCAUUGCUAAUGCCAAGUUGCCAACCACUAUCUACCAUAUUUUGGUGCACAUACUAAAUAUUCAUGGACAAAUUUUAUGACCUUUCUGGCACCUAAAUAUAUAUGGACCCAUGUUAGUUUGCUGAUUAAUACAGUGGCUGAUGGCUCUGUCUGAGUAUCAUGAUAAUCAUAUUGGUUUUGAUCUCAUUAAUUUUCCUGGUUUGUUUCUGCAAUGUUCAAAUCUUUUUAGCAUUGGUUUUGGAAAGGAGUUCUUACAACAGGAUAUUUGCAUGCAAGAUUGUCCUGUCUCCUUUCAUUCUUUCCAGUCCAAGGUGAGCUCUUUGUCACAGGUUGACAGUUUCCGCGAUGCUAGAGUGCAACGAAUCCUAGAUGAAGCAUUUCCCUUGCAUGUCUGCUGGUACUAGCGCAUACAUAUUGGUGCAGAGAGAAAGGUGAAGAUGGAGGAUCUGUUGACCUUUUUCUGUGGUGCAAGGAACAAUUCCGAUGAGCCUAACCAGUUUAUGUCUCUCAUUGAUCCUUCGUCAUGUGUCAACCAUGUUGCCAUUAUUUGUUUUGAUCUACUACUUCUAGCAGUGCUGCUGUGGAACUUAAUUUGCAAAAUUACUUCCAAGAAACUCGAGAUUCGAGCUCGUUACAGACAGUUUUCAACUCUGCAAAUAUCAUCAGCUGUUUUCAAUGGAUGUUUGGGACUACUUUACGUAGGCUUUGGCAUUUGGAGUUUGGAGGAUAAGUUGAGAAAUGAUCAUUCAAUUUCACCAAUUCAUUCCUGGAUUCGAUUUUUCUCCCAUGGAGUUACAUGGUUGUUGGUGGGAUUAACAAUAAGCCUUGAUAGAAAUUUCCCCCCUAAAUCCCCAUUGCUAAUCUUGUCAAUUUUGACUUUUAUUUUUGCUGGGAUAUUCUGUUUUCUGCCUCUUUUGGCAGCCAUGGUGAACCAUGACAGGGUAGCAGUUACAGUGGCCUUAAAUAUUUUGUCUUUUCUAGGAGCAAAUUUUCUAUUGUUAUGUGCUUACAAGGGGUAUAAAUAUGAAGAAUGUGGGGAGGCUAGCAUUGCAAGUACUCUUUACACUCAUUUGAACGCCGAAGCUGAUUGCAGCAUCAGUGAAAAUGAUGCAGCUUCUCAAGUUACCCCGUUUGCCAAAGCGGGGUUGUUCAGUGAGAUGUCGUUCUGUUGGUUGAACCCUUUGAUGAAAUUGGGCAAGCAGAAAACGCUUGAGGAGGACAACGUACCCAUACUAAGGGACAUAGAUAGAGCAGGGUCUUGUUACUUGUUGUUCCUUGACAAGUUCAGUAAAAAUAAAACAGAACCAUCAGAAUCCUCAAUUAUGUGGACCAUUAUUGCAUGCCAUUGGAGGGAGAUUGUAAUGUCAGGGUUCUUUGCACUUCUGAAGACACUAACAGUUUCAGCUGGACCACUUUUGCUGAAUUCCUUCAUUGAGAUUUCUGAGGGAAAAGAAGCUUUCAGAUACGAAAGUUAUCUUUUGGCAAUUUCACUCUUUCUGUCAAAGAUCUUGGAAUCAUUGUCACAAAGGCAAUGGUACUUCAGGAGCAGGUUGAUUGGCCUUAAAACAAGGUCCAUGCUCACUGCAGAAAUUUACAGGAAACAACUACAAUUAUCAAAUGUUGCAAAGAUGAUGCACUCUGGUGGUGAGAUAAUGAACUAUGUAACUGUGGAUGCGUAUAGGAUUGGGGAGUUCCCUUUUUGGUUUCAUCAGACUUGGACAACUAUCCUUCAACUUUGCUUGGCAUUGAUUAUUUUGAUCUAUUCAGUUGGAAUUGCAACUGUUGCAUCGUUAAUAGUGAUUGUUCUAACUGUGGUUUGCAACGCUCCUCUUGCCAAAUUACAGCACAAGUUACAAAGCAAGUUGAUGGCAGCUCAAGAUUCAAGGCUGAAGGCUUGCUCAGAGGCUCUUGUGAACAUGAAGGUGUUAAAGUUGUAUGCUUGGGAAACUCACUUCAAGAAUGUAAUUGAGAAAUUGAGGGAAGUUGAAUCUAAAUGGUUAUCAGCAGUGCAGUUGAGAAAGGCAUACGCCAUUUUUCUGUUUUGGACAUCUCCUGUAUUGGUCUCUGCUGCUACAUUUGGGGCAUGCUAUUUCCUGAAAGUUCCUCUACAUGCUAGUAAUGUUUUCACUUUUCUUGCAACACUGCGUCUGGUGCAAGAGCCUGUCACAGUUAUCCCUGAUGUCAUUAGUGUAAUUAUUCAAGCAAGAGUUGCAUUUGCACGAAUUGUGAAAUUUCUUGCAGCGUCAGAGCUUCAAACUGAAAAUGUCAGGAAAAUGAGCAAUAUGACAAGCAAAGACCAUACAAUUCUCAUGAAGUCAGCAAAUCUUUCGUGGGAGAUUAAUCCAUCAAAGCAAACACUAAGAAACAUAAAUCUAUAUGUUCGUCCUGGUGAAAAGGUAGCUAUAUGCGGAGAAGUAGGAUCAGGAAAAUCAACAUUAUUAGCUGCAAUUCUUGGAGAAGUACCAUAUGUAGACGGAAUUGUGGAAGUUUAUGGGAGAAUCGCGUAUGUUUCCCAAACGGCUUGGAUCCAAACAGGGACAAUACGCGAAAAUAUUCUUUUCGGGUGUGAUAUGGAUGACCUGAGAUAUCAAGAAACUCUUCGUAGGUGUUCAUUGGUGAAGGAUUUGGACCUUCUUCCUUACGGUGACAUGACUGAAAUAGGAGAAAGAGGAGUUAAUUUGAGUGGUGGGCAGAAGCAACGAAUUCAACUUGCUCGUGCAUUAUAUCAAGAUGCUGAAAUUUAUCUUUUGGAUGAUCCAUUCAGUGCUGUUGAUGCACACACUGCAACUAGCCUCUUCAAUGGCUAUGUUAUGGAAGCUCUUUCUGGAAAGACAGUCUUACUUGUGACGCAUCAAGUUGAUUUUCUUCCUGCUUUUCAUUGUUGUUUGCUGAUGUCAGAUGGUGAAGUCCUUCAGGCAGGAACUUAUCACGAGUUAGUAGCUUCAAGUCCGGAAUUUUUGGACCUUGUAAACGCGCACAAAGAGACUGUUGGUACAGAGAUACUAGCUGAAGUGAGCACCAUUGAUAAACAUAACUAUUCACCUAAAGAGAUCAAGAGAGAACCCAACAUUGAGGAACAACAUCAAGAAUUAAAAGGGGAUCAGCUAAUUAAACUAGAAGAAAGAGAAACUGGAGACACUGGUCUUAAGUCAUACUUAAUCUAUCUGAACCAAAAUAAAGGCUAUUUCUACUUUUCCAUAUUUGUUCUUGCUCAACUUAUCUUUGUCGUUGGUCAGAUUUUACAAAGCACUUGGAUGGCUUCAGGAAUUGAUGAUCCUUAUGUCAGCAAAUCAAAAUUGAUUGUGGUUUAUGUCAUCAUUGGGUUCUUCUUGACAUUCAUGAUACUCAUAAGAACUUUAUCUAUGGUUUCAUUAGCAAUGGAGUCAUCAAAAUCAUUUUUUUCUAAGCUGUUGAACUCUGUAUUUCGUGCUCCAAUGUCCUUUUAUGACUCUACACCUAUCGGAAGGAUACUAAGUCGGAUCUCUUCUGAUUUGAGCAUUGUUGAUCUUGAUAUUGCCUACAGUUUCCAAGCAGCCUUUGGAGGUUCUACUUUUGUGUAUGCGUAUUUAGGAGUGUUGUGCGUCAUUACUUGGCAGGUCUUAUUCGUUACUAUACCAGUGAUUUACUUUGCUAUACGAUUGCAGAGAUACUACUUUUCAACUGCAAAAGAGUUGAUGAGACUCAAUGGUACAACCAAGUCCAUGGUUGCAAAUCAUUUAGCCGAAUCUGUAGCAGGAGCAGUAACAAUCCGAGCUUUUCAAGAGGAAGAACGUUUUUUUGCUAAGAAUCUCAAUCUUAUUGAUAGAAAUGCAACCCCAUUUUUCCACAAUUUUGCAGCCACUGAAUGGCUGAUUCAGAGAAUUGAAACCCUUAGCGCCAUUGUUCUUGCAGCAGCAGCACUGUGCAUGGUUUUGCUUCCUCCCGGUACUUUAAGCUCAGGCUUCGUUGGAAUGGCUCUAUCAUAUGGUCUUGGGAUAAAUACGAUGAUGGUUUACUCCAUCCAACAACAAUGCACAUUAGCAAACUACAUAGUUUCUGUGGAGAGGCUUAAUCAAUACAUGUAUAUACCCAGUGAAGCACCAGAAGUCAUCCAUGAUAGUCGCCCUCCACAACAAAACUGGCCAUUAGUUGGUAAAGUGGAAAUAUGUAACCUACAGAUAAGAUAUAGACCAGAUGCACCACUGGUUCUUAAAGGAAUUAGUUGCGUGUUUGAAGGGGGAGACAAAAUUGGUAUUGUUGGUAGGACAGGAAGCGGGAAAACUACCCUAAUAGGGGCAUUGUUUCGCCUAGUGGAACCAGUUGGAGGGACUAUUAUAGUUGAUGGCAUUAAUAUAUGUUUGAUAGGACUUCACGAUUUGAGGUCACGUUUGGGAAUUAUCCCUCAAGAUCCAACUCUGUUCGAUGGCAGUGUACGGUUCAACUUGGAUCCGUUGUGUCAACAUAGUGAUGGCGAAAUAUGGGAGGUGCUUGGAAAAUGUCAACUCAAAGAAGCUGUUCAAAAGAAAGAGGAGGGCUUGAAUUCGUUUGUUAUGGAGGAUGGAAUAAAUUGGAGCAUGGGACAACGACAACUAUUUUGUCUAGGCCGUGCUUUACUAAGAAGAAGCAAGGUAUUGGUGCUGGACGAAGCAACUGCAUCAAUCGAUAGUGCAACUGACACGAUUUUACAAAGAACAAUACGAACUGAAUUUGCAGGUUGCACCGUGAUCACAGUAGCCCACAGGAUACCAACUGUGAUGGAUUGCACAAAGAUUCUUGGCAUUAGUGAUGGGAAAUUGGUGGAAUAUGAUGAACCCAUGAAGCUAAUGAAGGACGAAGAUUCAUUAUUCGGCCAACUUGUGAAGGAAUAUUGGUCUCAUUUCCAAUCUGUAGAUCAGUCACAUUGAUCGAAAAGGCAAUAACAUAAAACUUCAUCUACUGCCUUUUUUUUUUUUUUUUUUUUUUUUUUUGUGUUUUUUAGAUUUAUUUUCUACUUUCAUUUACCUCUUAAUUAAAAAAUGAUCAGGAUAUGAUCGUUGUUUUUGUUUGUUUUUGUUUUACUUUUUAAGAAAACCUAUGUUGCUCAGACUUUUAGUGGGGUCUCGUGUCCGACAAGGGAUCGGAGAAUCUGACACUCUAGAUGUAAUAAAUUUCAUACAAGAUCAUGUAUAUAUUUGAGUUUCAUGUCG
Molecule: messenger RNA, 5450 nt
Organism: Spinacia oleracea (spinach)
Lineage: Eukaryota; Viridiplantae; Streptophyta; Magnoliopsida; Caryophyllales; Amaranthaceae
Product: ABC transporter C family member 10
Exons: 13
Coding region: 723-5168 (1481 amino acids)
Biological process (GO): transmembrane transport
Cellular component (GO): membrane
Molecular function (GO): ABC-type transporter activity; ATP hydrolysis activity; ATP binding
Source: RefSeq, a predicted model, not a curated record